Molecule: messenger RNA, 2051 nt
Organism: Amoebophrya sp. A25
Lineage: Eukaryota; Dinophyceae; Syndiniales; Amoebophryaceae
Source: the annotation of a GenBank genome assembly
CCUCGGACGAAAGCACCCUUGCAGAUGGUAGUGCCCUCGAAGCUGGAGAAGCCUCCACGCCUUCAAGUGCCAGAGAGCGAACCUUUCCUACCUCGAGGAAUCUGGUUACUUCAGAGCAGUGCGCUAUAUGCCUAAAGACAUUUCUUGUGAUUCUCGAAGAAAUUUGUGGGGAGGAGGAUGACGUGGCGCCUGGGCGCAGCAGUGGAGGAGGUGCAAACUCAAGAACUUCUUCUUCCAAACGCAGCCUUCCACGAGGGCCGAUCUAUCAGUUAAGCGAUGGCUGUAGAACUGGGGUCAGAGUGAUUUUGGGGAAUGAAGAUCCUAGUCAUCGCACUCGAGGAGAACGCAGAAGCGGAGAAGGAGAUGUUGAACAAGGUGGAACAAGUGCAAGUCCUUCUGCGUCUAGCUGUAGUACGGCGAGUCCCACCAGUGCUUGUAGUCCUGCUAGUACAACUGAAUCAGGAAGCAGUCUUUUUGCAACAUCGGGUGGAACUUCUAGCCUGUCACCUUCUGAUCAAACUGUAGAAACUACGGAUGUUGAAUCUCCGUCUUCGUCUAGUUCCGCUUGUCCGACGCGGAGUUCAUCAAAAAGAGCCGAAGAUCAUACUGAUGGAGUCCUAGAUACAACUUGUACAACUUCUCGACCCGAUUGCUACCUCUCCGAGCGUGACAUAGUUCGUGUACACUGUACUACAGAUUUUCCGGCUGACCGACCAGGCCAUGUGUUUUGCAGACCAUGCAUCUUGAACUGGAUUGACCAGAGUCGUUGGAGAGGAGACGUGAGGACGCAGUCGUGGAUCUUUGAUGCGCAGAUUAGGCGGGUGGAAGUUAUGUCGUGAAGAUGAUUAAGGAAACGUAUUUCUUAGAUUUAUUCUGAGAGUCAGGCACAAGAACUCGCACCACUACGCUCACCUAGAAAUCCAAACAGGUAGUUGUAGAGAAUGGGUCUAAGUACCCAAAGCGAAGAUGAAACGCCUCACUCCAUUUUGUUCAUAUCCCAAAGAGUCGCGCGAGUACGAUAUGCAGAGCGGCAGCGGGCGCGGUUCCUGCUUAUGCAGAACCUGGACCACGGGCCGCCACAUGCGAGGUGUCCCAUUUGCAUGCAAGUGAUGGAAGCAGAAAGUAUUCGCGAGGCCGCCAAUGGGCCUGUGAGGAUUUUUCCUGUACCAGAGCAACCACGACAUAGAAGCAGGAGUCGGGACCCUGACGCGGUUCGGGGUAAAACGAAUGCUACACCCCAUGGCGCUUCUGGAAGUUCUACAACUACAUCUUCUACGAGGAUGUCAAACGCUAACGCCAGAUCAAGAACAUCUUCGCCUCGUGGCUCGACAAGGGUUUCCUCAGGACCUACAUUCGCUACUGCAGGCUUACCCACUCGCGGAAGCGGACAACUGGUGUCGCUGUUGCGGAGGGGUAGAAAUCUUAUGACUUUGGUACUACAACUAACACUAAGAAAAUAGAAUGGUGCCCAUGUCGCUGAUGGUGUUUUGCUCUGAAGCGGAGCGUCAUGAUUGUUUACCCUCUCCAUCUCUAAAUACACCGCGAGGAUCCGUAUAUGUCGUCGGAUUGGACACCUGUGCCGAGAUGUGGGAGUGGGUAUCUGCGUCGCUUUUCACGUCGCUUUACUCGGUUAUGCAAUAAUACUGAUGUUAAGGACACGAGGCAGCUUGAAUUUCAUUCGUCGAUAUUACUAUGAACAUUUAUUAUUUGUUCUUUUAGUUUAGUAUUAAAUACCUGUCCCGCCAUUUUGAUUUUUAGGCUAGUGGUACUAAAUGGGACACCUGGGCGAUCUGGAUGCUUAGUCUCUUCCUUCGGUUACAGUGCAGCCCCUACCUCGGCUUCUUGGUCUUUGUGAUGUAUGCUCUAAUACUUUUCCAGCGCGUUCAGCUCGCCCCUCUUCCCUCUGCGCCCUACAUAAAUCCUGGCGUAUUGGACAACCGUUGCUGCGCAAAUCCUGAAGGUAUUAACUGCGUGUCAGAACUUCUGGAGGGCUACAGUACAACAACGUCGAAAGCACCAUAUCCAUCUCCAACUUCAUCGCUACAACCUGG